CGCCCCUCCCACAAUGCCUGGCGCCGCGGACGGCGGCCCGCAAGGGCGCGGGAAGGAGAGCGAAGAGUUUGCCCUUUUCCAAGAUGGCGGCUGCUUAGCUUCACCCGGCCGCGGGAAACGGCGCCGCCGGCCCCGCCCCGGACCAGUUCCCGCUAUGGCGGCCAUGAGCCUGGUUCUCCGGGCAGGGGCUGCCUGGGGAGCCCGGCGGGCGGCCAGCGGCGCGGCGGGGGGUGCUCACCUGCCCUGGCUCGGCGGAGCCGCCCGCCUCCCCGGCACUGUCGCUCCUGUACGACAUAGCAGCAGCCAUGGGAAAAGAAUGUUUAUUAUCAAGGCAACAAGAUUUUAUGAUACUCGAUUUCUGAACUUGUUGCGAUUCUAUAUAUUUCUGACGGGAAUACCAGCGGCACUAUUUAUAACAUAUGUCAACAUCUUCAUUGGCGAAGCUGAACUUGCAGAGAUUCCUGAAGGUUAUAUUCCAGAGUACUGGGAAUACUACAAACAUCCUAUAAGUCGUUGGAUAGCUCGUUACCUCCUUGACCCCCCUGAAAAGAACUAUGAAAAGGAGAUGGCUUUGCUGCAUGUUGAAGCAAAGAAAACUCAACUGAGGCUGAUGGAGUCAGAGGCACGCAGACUGAUGAGACAGAGGGGCGAUGGACCUUGGUAUCAUUAUGAAACACCGGAUAAAAAUCUUGUUGACAAUUCUAUGAAAUCCACACCUGACAAUUAAACAGUUUUAAGACUGUAUGCAUGGUCUUACAUGCAUACCAACAAAUUGUGGCUGAGCUAUGUAAUAUACAUCCUGCUGUUAGCUGACGGAAAUCAAUAAACUGUGGUUUUGUUGAUUCCCAUAAUUUGAAAGAAAGUGUGGCAGUUAAGCUCAUAUAGCUGUUAAAGUUGUUAAUCAGAGAAAAUGCCUUAUGUCAGUUGCCAACAAUUAUUCCUUUUCUCUGGAACACAGGUGUAGAAUAUAUACCUUUGUGACCUAAUAUAUAUGAAACAAGUUGGUAUUAUUAGUCUUCAUUGUGUGAUUUCUAGUGUUAAAAAUUUUAAAUGAAAGGUAUGGGAAACUGCAAGGCUUUCUCCUUGUGCAAAGCCUUGCCAGAUAAUUUGUGGAAGAUGAACUAAGUAAGAAAAAUAUCUUCAGAUCUUCGGAAUAUUAGGAUUAUAUCUACCACUUUAGACAAAUAGUUUCUUUCUCGUUACUUGUAGUCGAAUUCAUCUCUCACUAUUUUUUCCCAACUUGCAUAUUGUUCAACAUGUGAUAUCAUUUUCUCUGCAUGAUCUCAAACGUUUCUCUCUUUAGAUAGCUGUUAAUAGUCUUCACCCCCGAUAGUGUCACCCAUGCUGUUCUUCCUUUAUUAUUGCCACCAGUUCUAAACUUUUUUCCUCUCAUAUAUGCAUAAUUUAUGAUUCUCUGCUCUUUCAUUUUCUCCAGUCUCAUCUCCUAUAUAGUCUGUGUCUGUAAAAGACUUUGUAAACAGACUCUUAAAAAGGCAAACAAACCAACCUCCCCCCCCGCCCUGAAAGAAAAAAAAAUCCCAAACAAAAACCAGACUUUGAACGGCAGAAUUCUUUGUGUAGAUCAUCCAAACAUUGCUCUCUCUGGAACAUACUUCUCCAGGGUUCUGGGGGUUUUUGGUUGGUUGUUUUUUUAAUGGUUUGGUUUUAAAUAAGGCUUAAAAGAAUAACAGGUACUUUUGCUUCCUACUCUAAAUGGUAAUAUAUCUAAAACAGAGCCACACACUCCCUUUGUGGCAGAAAGGAUUUUCAGUGAUGAAAACACAGUCAGUGCAAGGUAAUAUGUUAAUAUUUCAGAAAAAUCUUAGUGAGGGAUAGAUACCAUUGCCACAUAACUUUCAUGUUAUUAAUAUGUAUCUAGUGACAUGAAGAAUCACGUGUAGUUGUGGGGAGGAUAGUCUUUACUAGGUGUUUUUCCACAUUUUUGACCACUAUGAAGGGAACAUAGGGGGUACUCUUUACCUGGCAGACUUUUGCCACUAGAGGGAUGUGUUUCCUCAGAGGCUGUGGUUUUAAAUGCCUCUGGUUUUAAAUGCCUCAAGAGAUUGAUGGAAAGUGCCUCUGGCAGUUUGUGACUAAUAAACUAUCUGUCCAAUUCAAAA
Messenger RNA from Strigops habroptila (Kakapo), 2120 nucleotides. It is a transcript of the gene NDUFB5, whose product is annotated as NADH:ubiquinone oxidoreductase subunit B5. The record is from RefSeq and is a predicted model, not a curated record. NCBI's taxonomy places the organism in Eukaryota, Metazoa, Chordata, Aves, Psittaciformes, Psittacidae. The coding region runs from base 14 to 727 and encodes 237 amino acids. The transcript has 6 exons.